GGCCAGGCGGUGCCGCCUCCAGCCCCGAGAUGCCGCCAAGAUGCCCGAGAGCGCCUGGAAGUUUCUCUUCUACCUGGGCUGCUGGAGCUACAGCGCCUACCUGCUCUUCGGCACCGACUACCCCUUCUUCCACGACCCGCCCUCCGCCUUCUAUGACUGGACGCCGGGCAUGGCGGUCCCACGGGACAUCGCCGCCGCCUACCUGCUGCAGGGCAGCUUCUACGGGCACUCCAUCUACGCCACCCUCUACAUGGACACCUGGCGCAAGGACUCGGUGGUCAUGCUGCUCCACCAUGUGGUGGCCCUGGUCCUCAUUGUCGCCUCCUACGCCUUCCGGUACCACAACGUGGGGAUCCUCGUGCUCUUCCUGCACGACAUCAGCGACGUGCAGCUGGAGUUCACCAAGCUCAAUACCUACUUCAAAGCCCGCGACGGCUCCUACCGCCGGCUUCACGCGCUGGUGGCCGACCUGGGCUGCCUCAGCUUCAGCUUCAGCUGGUUCUGGUUCCGUCUCUACUGGUUCCCGCUCAAGGUCCUGUAUGCCACCAGCCACUCCAGCCUGGUCUCCGUGCCCGACAUCCCCUUCUACUUUUUCUUCAACGCACUCUUGCUGCUGCUCACCGUCAUGAACAUCUACUGGUUCCUGUACAUCGUGGCUUUUGCUGCCAAGGUGCUGACGGGCCAGAUGCGUGAGCUGAAGGACUUGCGGGAGUAUGACCCCUCUGAAGCCCCGAACCCCAAGCCCAGCAAAGCUGAGUGAGUG
This is a messenger RNA of Dipodomys ordii (Ord's kangaroo rat), 763 nucleotides long. It is a transcript of the gene Cers1, whose product is annotated as ceramide synthase 1. Gene Ontology annotation, cellular component: membrane. Bases 41 to 760 code for a protein of 239 amino acids. Lineage: Eukaryota; Metazoa; Chordata; Mammalia; Rodentia; Heteromyidae. The record is from RefSeq and is a predicted model, not a curated record. Gene Ontology annotation, biological process: ceramide biosynthetic process. The transcript has 5 exons. Gene Ontology annotation, molecular function: sphingosine N-acyltransferase activity.